AUGCUAAACCUGAAAACAUCAUCGGAAAAUAUCGGAGGUGGCGGCCGUGGCCGGCGAUCCAAGCCAAGUGAAGGAUGUGAAAGACACCCAAAACACAAACAAUCACCAGGAGUUUGUUCACUUUGUUUAGCACAGAAACUGUCUCAGUUAUCAACUCAUUCAUCCACACUUGCCUAUGCUUCUUCCUCUUCUUCUGUAUCAUCCUACUGUUAUUCAUCUUCUUCUUCCUCUCCCUUUCGUCCUCCUCGUUUUACUGCACAUGGAAAAGGGUCUUCCUUUUCUUUUUUAUUGUUCAGUGGUAAGAAUUUACUCACUAAGAGCAGAUCAGUUGCUUGUGCUUCAAGGAUGAAGAGCAAAGAAGGCAAUGGCCAUAAGAAGGAGAAAGGUGGGUUCUUGUACAAGUUGCUUCAUCCGACAAACACUAAGACGAAAGAACAAGGUCCAUUAAUGGCGGCUUUCGCUUGA
Hibiscus syriacus is the source of this 465-nucleotide messenger RNA. RefSeq lists its product as uncharacterized. The transcript has a single exon. Bases 1 to 465 code for a protein of 154 amino acids. NCBI's taxonomy places the organism in Eukaryota, Viridiplantae, Streptophyta, Magnoliopsida, Malvales, Malvaceae. The record is from RefSeq and is a predicted model, not a curated record.